GCAAAUGCAACAACAGCUUCGCUAUAGUACCGACUGCCGACUGCCGACUGGUACAGCAAAGUUUGGAGGGGCAAAGAGAGAUGGUAAGGAAGAGGCUGCUGUUGCUGCUGAAACCAUUAGACGUCUACCCCGUUCGAAGAUCGAACGGCCUUUCUCGCUUCACGAACCCUCGGAUUAUACAUCAUCUGGAUAACAGGCGCAAGGUUCACAAGGAUGCUAUAGACUUCUGCCAGAGGAUUUUGCGACAAAAAUCAGUUGAUUGGGAACCUGUAUUUCGUAAUAAUUUAACAAAAUCGAUUCACGAUGUAGAUUUGGUGGUGACUGUUGGUGGUGAUGGCACUCUUUUACAGGCUAGCCACUUUAUGGAUGAUUCAGUUCCAGUUCUAGGCGUGAAUUCUGACCCAACACAAAUUGAAGAGGUCGGAGAAAUUGGUAGCGAGUUUAAUGCUACUAGAAGCACUGGUUAUUUGUGUGCAGCAACCAUCAGAAACUUUGAACAAGUACUAGAUGAUGUCUUGGAGGACCGAGCUUUUCCUUCCAAAUUGACAAGAAUAUCAAUAUGCAUAAAUUCACAGCGUUUGUCCACAUAUGCUCUCAAUGACAUUUUGAUAGCUCACCCGUGUCCAGCAGCAGUUUCUCGGCUAUCAUUCAAAAUUAGAGGGGAUAGACAGCCUUGCUCUCCAUUGGUGAACUGCCGAUCAAGUGGUCUUCGAGUCUGCACUGCUGCUGGAUCAACAGCUGCAAUGAUCUCAGCAGGUGGAUUUGCAAUGCCUAUUUUAUCUCAGGAUCUACAAUAUAUGGUGAGGGAGCCAAUUUCACCUGGUAUGAGGAACUCAAGCUUAACGCAUGGCCUAAUAAAAUACAACCAGUACAUGGAUACUACAUGGUUCUCUGAAGAGGGUAGAAUAUAUAUUGAUGGUUCUCAUGUCUUCCAUGCGAUCCAAGAUGAGGAUAGCAUUGAAGUGUCUUCAAAAGCUCCAGUUCUGCAAGUUUUCUUGCCAGACCAUUUGCUGCUGUAAUGAAGUAUCGGGAGCUUUUUCUGCUAGGUUCUCCCGGUGCUAAAAUGCAACGGGAUUUAGGUAGGAGUUUAUCUCGGUGGAUGUUGUAAAUAGCAAAUGGAUAUAUAGAUGUAGAUUCUAUAAUUACAUGAUAAAUUUUGUUUU
Messenger RNA from Tripterygium wilfordii, 1163 nucleotides. RefSeq names its product NADH kinase. The record is from RefSeq and is a predicted model, not a curated record. Gene Ontology annotation, biological process: NAD+ metabolic process; NADP+ biosynthetic process. Gene Ontology annotation, molecular function: NAD+ kinase activity. Lineage: Eukaryota; Viridiplantae; Streptophyta; Magnoliopsida; Celastrales; Celastraceae. The coding region runs from base 81 to 1019 and encodes 312 amino acids. The transcript has 5 exons.